Vigna unguiculata (cowpea) is the source of this 1323-nucleotide messenger RNA. RefSeq names its product B-cell receptor-associated protein 31-like protein. Gene Ontology annotation, cellular component: endoplasmic reticulum; endoplasmic reticulum membrane. Lineage: Eukaryota; Viridiplantae; Streptophyta; Magnoliopsida; Fabales; Fabaceae. Gene Ontology annotation, biological process: intracellular protein transport; endoplasmic reticulum to Golgi vesicle-mediated transport. The record is from RefSeq and is a predicted model, not a curated record.
AUAGACAAUAAUGUUUAAAUAGGCUUUUGUGGUCCUUAUAAUUUGACGUUUCAAUGUUUUAAAAGGUUUUAAUUUGAUUCCAAUUUUAUUUAAAAUGAAUUUAUGUGGUCACGUAUGUUAAAUUCAUGUUUACCGCUGUACUAUUACAUUUAAUCUGUGCUCAAUACACCCACACUUUAAAGAAAAUUUUGUGCAAGCUGUGUGCCAAACGUGUUAUUUGAGUUUGAUAGAAGCGGUAAGUUAGUUAGAUUCGAGGAUCAAUCUUUAUGUUUACGGCAAUCCUAAAUUUUGAAAGCGGAUCAUGUUCAAAGGUCUUCAGUUAUGAAGGGAAGGUUAUAAGGGGUGUGUUUAGGAAAACAUUACUGUUAACAUAAUCCAAGAUUUUUCCAACACACCCAUAUUAUGUAUACUUGCUUCUUUACUUUUCAAUUUCGGUGCCUUGUUUGCUCUUGUCAAAAGUUAUUCUGAACCUCCUUCGAUCUUGGAAAGAAAAGCAUGGCAUAAUUCUUUGCCCAAUCUCACAAGUCUCCAGAACUAGCUUAUAACCACAUACUCUCAAAGUCAAAAUCAAAACUUCAUUUUUUUUUACCUGCUCUCAUCUUAAGUUCACCACACAAAUCAAGGUUUAAGCAAUUACCCAAAGAUGAUACAACCUUUAUUCAUGCUUUUGAUUACCCAAAUGACAUUAAUCUUAGUAUUAUCUUUCGCAAAUCCAAUUCGAAAAUUGGUGGUGAAGGGUCUAGACCUUUCGAAGCAGGGAAGGGGCCCCUUGGUCACAAAAACUGUGGCAGCAACCAUGCUUGUGGUCUUCAGCUCCACCGUGUAUACUAUAACCGAAAUUAAAAAGCGUUUGAAGGAUGCUGGCAUAGUUAAUCCAACUGAUGAGGUUCUCAUGGCACAUCGUCUCUUGGAAGCAUUUUUCUUGGGAUUCUCUCUAUUCCUUGGAUUGGUUAUCGACAGACAACAUUAUUAUAUCAGAGAGAUUAAUUUACUGAGGAGGAGCUUGGAAACAGCGAAAAAACAAAGCCUCAGUCCUGAUUCCUCAAAGAGAAGAGCAGCAGUGCCAGAUAAAUAGAAUGUGAGACAGAGGUUGCACAUAACCAAUGUCCUGAAUAGGAAAAAUCUGAAAGAGACUAUGAACUGUCUUAAGAAAAAAAAAACUUGAAGAUGUUAUGUUGCGUGUCCUUGUAGGAGUGUUCAACACUCAGAAUUGAAUUGAGUAUACGUGUAUAAUUGUUCUAAUUGUGUCUGUAGUUCAUAUUAAUUAUUUAUUUCACUUUUAUGUAACAAUAAUUACUUAAUAUAAGCAAAAAGUUCCACAUU